CCAGCUUCUUUCAAGAUGUCUACUGUCCACGAGAUUCUGUGUAAGCUCAGCUUGGAGGGCGAUCACUCCGCACCUCCAAGUGCAUACGGGUCCGUCAAGGCCUACACCAACUUCGACGCUGAGCGGGACGCUUUGAACAUUGAAACAGCCAUCAAGACUAAAGGUGUGGAUGAGGUCACCAUCAUCAACAUUUUGACCAACCGCAGCAAUGAACAGAGACAAGACAUUGCCUUCGCCUACCAUCGAAGGAUCAAAAAGGAACUUCCAUCAGCCCUGAAGUCAGCCUUAUCCGGCCACCUGGAGACGGUGAUUUUAGGCCUAUUGAAAACACCUGCUCAGUAUGACGCAUCCGAGCUGACAGCUUCCAUGAAGGGGCUGGGAACCGAUGAGGACACCCUCAUACAGAUCAGAUGAGGACACCCUCAUACAGAUCAGAUCUGCUCCAGGACCAACCAGGAGCUGCAGGAGAUCAACAGAGUCUACAAGGAGAUGUACAAGACUGACCUGGAGAAGGACAUCGUGUCGGACACAUCCGGCGACUUCCGCAAGCUGAUGGUCGCCCUGGCGAAGGGUAGGAGAGCAGAGGACAGCUCUGUCAUUGAUUAUGAACUGAUUGACCAGGAUGCCCGGGAUCUGUACGACGCUGGCAUGAAGAGGAAAGGAACCGAUGUUCCCAAGUGGAUCAGCAUCAUGACCGAGCGGAGCAUGUGCCACCUGCAGAAAGUAUUCGAGAGGUACAAGAACUACAGUCCUUAUGACAUGCUGGAGAGCAUCAAGAAGGAAGUGAAGGGAGACUUGGAAAAUGCUUUCCUGAACCUGGUCCAGUGUAUCUAGAACAAGCCCCUGUACUUUGCUGAUCGACUGUAUGACUCCAUGAAGGGCAAGGGGACCCGUGAUAAGGUCAUGAUAAGGACCAUGGUCUCCCGCAGUGAAGUGGACAUGUUGAAAAUCAGAUCUGAAUUCAAGAGAAAGUACGGCAAAUCCCUGUACUACUACAUCCAGCAAGAUACCAAGGGCGACUACCAGAAAGCGCUGCUGUACCUGUGUGGCGGGGACGACUGAAGUGCGAGAAGUUCCCAGGGCCCUAGACGGUGCUCCCACCAUCUCCAGCUAACAGUUUUAGGAAACGCGCUUGCGACUAACAGCCCCAAGCCCGUCCCUCUGAGGAUGACAUCAGCAAUGCCCCAGCACCCCUGCUUAUUCUAGUGGCCUGGCUUUCCCAGCUUCUCUCUCCUUUCAGCCAAAGAAAUGAACAUUCCAAGGAGUUGGAAGUGAAUUCCAUGAUGUGAAACGCUCUGCCUGUUGUGUACUGUGUCAUAAACAGAUCAAUAAACUGCAUUUGUAUGUCAGAAACAA
Echinops telfairi (small Madagascar hedgehog) is the source of this 1356-nucleotide messenger RNA. Its product is annotated as annexin A2-like. The record is from RefSeq and is a predicted model, not a curated record. Gene Ontology annotation, cellular component: cytoplasm. The transcript has a single exon. Lineage: Eukaryota; Metazoa; Chordata; Mammalia; Afrosoricida; Tenrecidae. Gene Ontology annotation, molecular function: calcium ion binding; phospholipase inhibitor activity; cytoskeletal protein binding.